Messenger RNA from Lactuca sativa (garden lettuce), 4710 nucleotides. It is a transcript of the gene CPSF160, whose product is annotated as cleavage and polyadenylation specificity factor 160. The record is from RefSeq and is a predicted model, not a curated record. NCBI's taxonomy places the organism in Eukaryota, Viridiplantae, Streptophyta, Magnoliopsida, Asterales, Asteraceae. Gene Ontology annotation, cellular component: nucleus. Gene Ontology annotation, molecular function: protein binding; nucleic acid binding.
AUUUAAAAGCUGAAGUGAAAUAGAAGUACAUAUGUUCUUCCCUGCCCAAACGUCGCAGGGAGGUUUAAGCUCUUAAAACCCUAGUCACAUAUUGCACGAUCCUCUCUCUCGCCCUCCCAAAGCAAUCCUACAUUACACAAAUCAUCGUUGAGGGUUUAAUACUCAGACAAAAUGAGCUACGCAGCGUACAAAUUGAUGCACCCGCCCACCGGAAUCGACAACUGCGCUUCGGGAUUCAUCACGCAUUCUCCCGCCGACUUCGCUUCCCGCAUUCUCCCGGUUCCUACUGACGAUAUCGACCCCGUCUGGCCCUCCACUCCGACUCCAGGUGUUGGUCCUAUCCCAAACCUCAUCGUGACCGCAGCCAAUGUUCUUGAAGUAUACACCGUUAGGGUUCAAGAAGACGGUAAUAGUACUAAUAAGGAUUCUAGCACCGUAUCUCAACCACAGCGUGGCGGCGUCAUGGCAGGUCUCUCUGGUGCUUCACUAGAACUCGUUUGUAGUUACAGGUUGCACGGCAACGUGGAAUCAGUGGGUGUGCUGUCUUCUGGAGCAGAGGAGCGGACAAGUGGUAGAAGAAGAGAUUCUAUCAUCUUAACAUUUGAAGAUGCAAAAAUCUCUAUUCUAGAAUUUGAUGAUUCAGUUUAUGGACUUAGGACAAGUUCAAUGCACUGCUUUGAGGGUCCACAGUGGGUUCAUUUGAAAAAGGGCAGAGAAUCUUUUGCCAGAGGGCCGUUCAUCAAAGUUGAUCCUCUAGGCAGGUGUGCAGGGGUACUUGUUUAUGGCCUACAAAUGAUAAUACUCAAAGCUGCUGAGGCUGGUGGUUUGGUGGGAGAUGAUGGUGGUUCUAGUGGUGGAGGCUCAGUUUCUGCACGUAUACAAUCAUCAUAUAUGAUUAGUUUACGGGAGUUGGAUGUCAAACAUGUCAAGGAUUUUAUCUUUGUUCAUGGUUACAUUGAACCUGUUUUGGUCAUCCUUCAUGAGAAAGAACUCACUUGGGCUGGGCGCCUGCCACAUAAGCAUCAUACCUGUAUGAUUUCUGCACUUAGUAUCAGUACCACUUUGAAGCAGCAUCCACUCAUAUGGUCUGCCACUAAUCUUCCACAUGAUGCAUAUAAGCUUCUUGCUGUGCCCUCUCCAAUUGGUGGAGUUCUUGUAGUUUGUGCAAAUACAAUUCAUUAUCAUAGCCAGUCAGCAUCAUGCAUAUUGGCUUUGAAUAAUUAUGCUGUUCCCAUGGAUAGCAGUCAGGAGAUGUCAAGAUCAAGUUUCAGUGUGGAGCUUGAUGCUGCAAAUGCAACUUGGAUAUCAAAUGAUGUUGCCAUGCUGUCAACAAAAUCCGGUGAACUACUUUUGUUGACACUUGUACAUGAUGGCCGUAUGGUGCAGAAACUUGACCUUUCCAAAUCUAAAGCUUCAGUAUUAACUUCGGGAAUUACUACUGUUGGAAGCUCUUUCUUCUUCUUAGGAAGUCGUUUAGGAGAUAGUUUGCUAGUGCAGUUCCAUUGUGGGGCAGGGUCUUCUAUUGCAAAGGAAGAGGUUGGUGAUAUUGAAGGCGAUGUUCCAUUAACAAAACGAUUAAGAAGAUCUUCCUCUGAUGCUUUGCAAGAUUUGGCAAAUGAUGAUGAACUUUCCUUGUAUGGGUCAGAUCUGAACAAUGCCCAGUCUGCCCAGAAAACAUUCUCGUUUACUGUAAGGGACUCAUUGAUUAAUGUUGGCCCCUUGAAAGACUUCUCUUAUGGUUCAAGAAUGAAUGCUGAUCCAAAUGCUACAGGGGUUGCUAAACAAAGUAAUUAUGAACUUGUGUGCUGUUCUGGUCAUGGAAAGAAUGGCUCUCUCUGUGUGCUUCAACAAUCUAUCCGUCCAGAAAUUAUCACCCAGGAAGCUAUACCAGGUUGCAAGGGGCUUUGGACUGUCUACCACAAAAAUUCACGCAAUCAACCUGAACAUUUGAAAACAGCAUCUGAAGAUGAUGAGUAUCAUGCAUAUUUAAUCAUCAGUUUGGAAAGUCGAACAAUGGUAUUGCAGACUGUUAAUAAUCUUGAAGAGGUGACUGAAAAUGUUGAUUACUUUGUUCAAGGAAGUACCAUUUAUGCUGGGAAUCUUUUUGGAAGGAGGCGAGUCAUACAAGUGUACGCUCGUGGUGCUCGAAUUCUUGAUGGUGCUUUCAUGACUCAAGAACUAAACUUCCGACCUGCAAAUUCUGAAACUGCUGCAACUUCUCCCAAUUCUUCCUCAGUGGCAUCCGUCUCCAUUGCUGAUCCGUAUGUAUUAUUGAUGAUGACAGAUGGAAGUAUUCAGCUUCUUGUUGGAGACCCCUUGACAUGCACCAUGAGUAUCAACAAUUUGGCUGCAUUUCAGAGCUCCAAGAAAGCGAUAGCUUGCUGUACACUGUAUCACGAUAGAGGAACAGAGCCAUGGCUAAGAAAGACAAGUACAGAUGCUUGGCUUUUGACAGGUGUCAGUGAGGCAAUUGAAGGACCCGAUGGAACACCUCAGGAUCAAGGCGAUAUAUACUGCGUAGUCUGUUAUGAAAGCGGCUCACUCGAAAUAUACGAUGUCCCAGUUUUCUCUUGUGUUUUUUCGGUUGACAGCUUUGUUUCCGGAAGAAUCUUUCUCGGAGACAACUUAUCCCAGGAACCUUCCAACGAUAGUCACAACAUCAACAUGAAGGUUGUUGAAUUGGCCAUGCACAGGUGGCCAGGGGACCACAGCCGCCCUUUUCUGUUUGGAAUCUUGGCUGAUGGGACGAUUCUUUGCUAUCAUGCUUACUUGUAUGAAGGAGGUUCCGAAAAUGCUUCUAGAAGUGAAGUGGUUUCUUCUGUUGAAACCUCUUCAUCCAACCCUUCAAGGCUUAAGAAUUUGAGAUUUUCACGUGUUUCUUUGGAUACAUACACAAGAGAAGAGAUGUCAACAGAAACCCCGUUUCCAAGAAUAACAAUGUUUAAAAAUGUUGGUGGUCACCCUGGGUUCUUCCUCUCCGGUUCAAGACCUGCCUGGUUUAUGAAAUUUAGAGAGCGGAUUCGAAUCCAUCCCCAGCUUUGUGAUGGAUCGAUUAUUGCCUUCACGGUUCUUCAUAACAUGUACUGUAACCAUGGGUUCAUUUAUGUUACCUCACAGGGUACAUUGAAGAUCUGCCAACUUCCAUCUUUGCUAUCAUAUGACAACUAUUGGCCAGUACAAAAGAUUCCUUUGAAGGCCACUCCACAUCAAGUAACAUACUUUGCCGAGAAGAACUUAUACCCGCUUAUAGUUUCUGUUCCUGUGGUAAAGCCUAUAAACCAAGUCCUAUCAUCUAUGGUUGAUCAAGAAUCUGGUCACCAAAUCGAGCAUGAUGUUUCAAAUCUUGAUGGUACUUAUACCGUAGAAGAAUUCGAGGUCCGGAUUUUGGAACCAGAAAGUUCUGGUGGGCCAUGGCAAACUAAAGGAACAAUCCGCAUGCAAACUACUGAAAAUGCACUAACUGUGCGAGUCGUUACAUUAUCUAAUACAACAACCAGAGAAAACGUAACACUUUUGGCGAUAGGGACAGCUUAUGUGCAAGGGGAGGACGUGGCUGCAAGAGGGCGUGUUCUUUUGUUUUCUGUUGAAAGUAGCACUGAAGUAUCACAGCCAGCGGUUACAGAGGUAUACUCCAAAGAAAUGAAAGGUGCCAUAUCAGCUCUAGCUUCAAUUCAAGGCUAUUUGUUAGUAGCUUCGGGCCCCAAAGUUAUUCUACACAAAUGGACAGGUACCGAGUUGAGUGGGGUCGCUUUCUUUGAUGCUCCACCACUCUAUGUAGUCAGCUUAAAUAUUGUAAAAAAUUUCAUUCUGCUUGGGGAUAUCCACAAAAGCAUAUAUUUCCUAAGUUGGAAAGAACAAGGAUCUCAACUAAGUCUACUAGCAAAAGAUUUCGGAUCCCUGGAUUGUUUGGCAACAGAGUUUCUAAUCGACGGAAGCACCCUAAGUCUGAUGGUCUCGGAUGACCAAAAAAACGUACAAAUAUUCUAUUACGCACCAAAAGUCUCCGAGAGCUGGAAAGGCCAGAAGCUUCUUUCUCGGGCAGAGUUUCAUGUCGGGGCCCACGUCACCAAAUUUCUACGCUUACAGAUGCUUCCAACCUCCAACUCCUCUCCAUCAGAUAAAACCAACCGUUUUGCACUUGUGUUUGGGACCUUGGAUGGGAGCAUCGGGUGUAUUGCGCCUCUUGAUGAGCUGACUUUUAGGAGGCUUCAGUCUCUGCAGAAAAAACUAGUGGAUGCUGUUCCUCAUGUUGCUGGUUUGAAUCCCAGAUCUUUUCGCCACUUCCAUUCCAAUGGAAAGGCUCAUCGCCCUGGCCCUGAUACCAUUGUUGAUGCUGAACUCCUCUGCCAUUAUGAUAUGCUGCCUUUUGAACAUCAGCUUGAGAUUGCAAACCAGAUUGGGACAACACGUUCUCAGAUCAUUUCCAAUUUAAAUGACCUGGCUCUUGGUACUAGCUUCUUGUGAUUAUUAUGAUUAUCAUGUUUCACAGUUGACUUGGUUGCUUAUAAGUUAACUGAUUUAGUGUAUGGAUUGGAAUUAGAUUAAUGAUGUAGUGGGUCGUGUACUUGUGUUGGAUGAGUUUGAUGUAACAUAGAUAGGGCUCGUCAAAAUGAAAUUUGUAUAAUUUAACAUUGGGGUUUAAGUGAGGCGAGGCUCAAUCAUCCGUGUCACAAAUUAUUUAUAAACAAAUUUUUUAGUGACGAUUUUACA